AACUCGUUCCGCCCACACUUCGUGACGCUUCAUGUUGUCAAUUCAACUACCAAAACACUGGCGGCUGUAAACUUUAUUUUCACCUAAAGAUCAGAAAGUCAAUCGAACGCGUUUUUUUUCAUGUAGACAUGCGAUUGGCGAGCGCGGUGCGGGGAGACAGAUGGAGUGGGAAAGAGAAUCGGUGUGACCUUCUGAUUUGGGGGUGACAUGGGGCGGUUUAUCGCGUGUGGCCGCCGAUUUGAAGAGCAUCUGAGUUUGAGUCGGAAUAGAGUGGGGUCAGAGAGGUAGGCAAACUGGGGAGGGCCAGGAGGCUGAGAGACACACUGCCCAGCAAUGGGGACGGGACAGAAGCUAAGCAGUUUCAGAGCCAUGUAAGGCCGACUCCUCCCGGAUUCAUCCACUUGGGAAAAACCAGGGUCACCGGGAGGAGGAGCAGGGUGGAUAAAUGAUGGAAAAACUCGCAGUAUUGGAGAAUAGCCCUCAAACUGGGAAUAGAUGACACAGCUCCUCCGGUACAAGGACCUAAGGGGGAUUUUCAUCACGAGGGGGCAAGAUACAACUGAAGACUUUUCUACAUCCAAGAGAUUUUAAACAUUAUCUCAGCAACUAAUACACUUAAUUUUCCCGACCUCAGUCAUUUAACAAAAGCAGGCGGAAUACCUGAAUUGCGUGAUGUGGAGCUGCUUUUAAAAGAAAAUAAUUUGACAUUUGCACGCUUAAUUUUGAAGAAGCCGUCCUUGGUAAGUUAGGGAUGACAGUCUAGCGGAGAGCUCCGGAUACAGUUUGGCGAAGACACAGCCAACACUUACUUGGGUGUGGAGCGUUUACUGGAACUGCAAGUUUACAAGUCAACGCUAACUCCAACUGAACUGGAAAUUUAAACCAAUUCAGGACGGCACUGCCAAGAAACAUUGGCGAAUGAACGGGAGGCGAAGAGGAAAACAGUUCGCUUCGCAGCGCAGUUUUUGGAUGUGUGCUGGCAGUGGGAACACGCGGGGACAGAGAGCGCCUGCAUUAUACACCAGGAGACAUCCGCACUAACAGUUAGAGAAUCAGGAUUCAUCCAGAACUGGAGGCAAAACAGCUCAGUCAAACUGGUGGUAAUUUAACGCGGAAACCAGGAGUAUUGGCUCACAGCCAGAACUGGGCGCGUCGGCUUCAAUGAAUCUUACCUUCGCACCCAUUCAGCUUUCCAGGCCUGUGAUUUACACACUUGAGAAGGACGUCACUUGGAGAUGCGUGGUCAGGGAAAGAUUUAAAAAGAUGUGAACUGCUGGUUGCCAAUACACAAUGCACCUGCUCGAUGGAUGUCAUAGGAGACAGAUACCAGUGCUUCUCAGCAUGAUCUAUCUUAUACUUGGUUCGACCAAAGAGAUGGGUGCUUCAGGUAUUUUUUCAGAUUACUUAUCCAAAGUUUUGCGUCGUCAUACAGAGCAAGCUUGUGAUGGUGCCCACCUAAACCUAUAUUGCCCUCGAGAUACAACAAUAAGUAUACAGUCAGCAUUCUAUGGACGUAAGGUGCCAAGUUCCCUCUUGUGCCCUGGUUUACAACCCAGAAGUAGAGCGGAAGAAAAUCUAAACUGCACAGCACCAACCACUUUACAGAAAAUACUGGAUGAAUGCCAGGAUCAGCAAUCCUGCCAGCUUCUCGUCAAUAGACGUGUUUUUGGACUUGACCCUUGUCCAGGCACUAGCAAAUACCUCCUUGUGUCCUAUAAAUGCAAGCCAAAUAAGUAUAAAAGCAAAGUAGCCUGUGAGGGGAAAGAACUUAAACUUCGCUGUAAAAACUCUACAUUGAUCAACAUCUAUUCUGCAACAUACGGCAGAAUGAUGAAUGGAGAUAAGGCUUGCCCUUCAAACCAUAAGCUGCCUAAUAUAGAAUGUUUAUCACACACUGCCCUGGAAGUUGUAUCUACAACUUGUUACGGUAAACAAAACUGUAAAAUUAUCGCUAGUAGCCACUAUUUUGGAGACCCUUGUUUUCCUGGAAUGCAGAAGUAUCUCAGUGUCAUCUAUGUAUGUGUUUCCAAAUUGUUACUACAGGAAGCUGAUCCAAAUUUCUCUGGUCUUGCACCUUCAUGGGUUUAUAAUGAAAAUGCCAAUAAAUCCUUGGGCCCUCAAGAAAACAGCUUUUCUUUGAAAGAAGGCAAAAUUGUUAUCAGCACCCUGGUUACAUUUGCUUACAUCAAAAAUAAUCCAGAAAUGGUUGGUUUGUUGUUUAUAUCCAGUGUCUGCAUUGGCUUAAUCUUCACACUGUGCGUAUUAGUGAUUCGAGUGUCCUGCAGACCAGAUCUACAAAAGAUUUGCAACAAGAAUUCUGAUGAUAGGAAGGUGGAUUGUUGUCAGGAUGAGGGUGGAAAUGAGGGCAACAGUAAUGAUGAUGAAGAUGAAAGCAGUGAUGAUAAUGAAGAAAGCUCCUUGGACUUCACCUUUGAAGGAUUAACAAAAUUUUACAGCAUGACAGGAUCCAACAACACAGAAGCAGCAGAGAUGGCUGAACGCAUUGAGCGUCGAGAUAGGAUAAUACAAGAAAUCUGGAUGAAUGGAGGUUCAGAACUGCCUGUGAUAAGGAAUCUUAACCAGUAUUAUUGAUAACUAGAGAUAUGAAAAUCAUUGGUGUAGAUUUUGGCAAUUAUGAUAACUACAAAAUACUUUUUAAAAUUUUUAUUUCCAUUGAUCACUUUAGUAAUGGGUUCCUUCUAUGAAGGAAAUUAUUUUUGUAAAAUGUGUUAAGUAAAGUUACAAAUGAAUAUUUUUUAACAGGGUGACGUCUUUAACCAAACCUCAACUUCCGAGAAAGCACUGUGAACAAUGCAUUUAGUUUACUGUAAGUUUAAAGUUUCAAAACACUGUGCAAAUCCAAACAUCUCAAUAUUGGAUCAGGUUAGUCUUGCAUCAUUGCCAUUCUAAAGCUGAGUUAUUCCAUCUUUGAUCAAAUCAGAUUCCUUAGAUUUAGUGAUGGGAAUGUUACUCAUAGUCUGAAUAGCAGCAACAAAAGGCAAAUGAUUAGUGAAUACUUUCAGUGUACCAUGUCUUUACAAUCAAUUUGAGCUUUCUACUAAAAAUAUUGUUAUGAUCGUAAGAAAUCAUCUUUGAAUAUUUUCAAUAUAUCUAAUUCCAAAAGGUAACAAUGUAAAUAUUGAUUCUUCCAGUCUACUUCUUUUGUAAAAAAAUGCCACUUUUCUUUUCACUAGUUGAGAUUUGAUGAUAAUACUUUUGAUUGAGGAGGUAAAACACCUAUUGACAUUUAAGUAUCAUAUAUCCACAAUGUGUAUGUCAUGUUGAAUUAUAUAAAGUGCAGAUGCUGCUAAAAGUGGUUUAAAAGGAUAUAUUUAUAACCAAAACUUAUAUUUUGUUCUUUUUGUAAAAUGUACAUCUAACAAAUUGAGAGUAUUAUUUAUCAAAUGGUAUAUGGAAAAAUUUAUCCAGUAUUGUCUUCUGCGUUAUCCAAUACUGAACAAACAUAUGAGUUGAGAGCAGAAGUCCUUCAAGGCAACUCAAUCAUUCAAUAAAAUUAUGGCUCAUCUGUUGUGCUUUGAAUUCCACAUUCCCUGCUAUGACUGUUAACCGUGUGUUUCCUUGACAAACAAAAAUCCAUUAACCGCCACCUUAAAAAUACUCAAUGACUCUACCUCAAACUCCACCAGAGGCAGAGCGUUCCAAAGCUAGACAACCUCUAAGGAAAGAAAAAUUGCUACAUCUCUGUACCAGAAGAGUGACUCUUUUCAAAUGCUGUCCCCUAGUCCUGGAGUCAUGGACAGGAGGAAACAUCCUUUCUAAGUCUGUCUUCUCAAGGCCGUUCAGGAUCUUGUGUACAUCAACCACAUCUCCUCUCACUCUUCUAAUCUCCAGUAGAUACAGGCCCAGUCUAUCUAACCAUUUCUCAUAAGACAACCUUCCAGCCAUCAAUCUUGUAAAUAAAAACAAAAUACUGCUGGAGAUAAGAAAUGAAAUAAAGACAUGCUUUAAAACUCAGCAGAUCCAGCAGCAUCAGUGGAUAGAGAAGCGGAGUUAAUACUUUGAGUGUAGCAUGACUCUUGUUCAGCACUGAAGUGUUUUUUGCUGUUGACAAAGAAUGGGGAGUGGGGGGAUAGUGGCGAGUGAGUAGAACAGAUGGUAAGUUUGGUCUUUAUUUCAAAAGAAAUGGAGUAUAAAAAUAAGGAGGUCUAAGACCUACAGAAGGCAGUAAUCAGACCACAGUUGGAAUACUGUGAAUUGUUUUGUUCCAUUUUAUCUAUGGAAAGAUAUACUGGCAUUGGAGGUAGUCCAGAGAAGUUACACUCGACUGAUGACAGGCAUGGAGAAAUUUUCUUUUGAGGAGAGGUUGAGUAGGGUGGCUUGUACUCAUUGGAGUUUUUAUUGAACCAAAAAAGAUGCUUGGUUGGGGGGUGGGGGCAGAGCUUGACAGCGUUGAUGUUUUCCCCUUGGAGUCGUAUGGUACAGACUCGGAAACAAACAGGCACCACUUCUGCACUCAUAAUCAUAUAUAUUGAACAACAGAAAAAUAGAUGGUUCCAUAAAUUUGACACAUUAUUUUCCAAGAAAUUGUUGGAUACAUAAAAUUAUAAAGAGGGAAAGCUAUUAUAAUUGUUCAAUUCUGAUUCUGCACACAAACAAUUUAAGUAGAACUUGACAGUUAACAAUCAGUACAAUAUUUUUAACAGCAUCUUAUUGAAGAUUUAAUAAAAUUAGUAAAGCAAAUCAACACAUUAUCGGGCUUGAAAUUGAGACACGUUCUAAUUUUAUUUGUAACUUUAUGAAGCAAAUAUUUUAGUACAAGAUGUUCAAAUGGAUAAUUACAUUAUUCUUCCAAAUUGUCAACACUCAUUUAAAGAUUUUUUUUUUAAAUGGUGAAUAAUGUAAAAAUGCCAAGUCUGAAUUAUAGUUAUACACUCAAUGAUAUCCAUUGGGCUUGAUUAAGUAAGCUUAACUUUUUAAUGUUAGAAAUUUGGGGAAUUUAAGAUUCUGCAAGAGGGCCAAAUUCAUUCUUCAACUUUUGUAGCAGAUUAUUUGAAAUGACUAUAAUGCAGGAUGAAAUAUGUCCAUUUUAUAUUCUACUUCUGUUCUUUUCGGCCAAGUGAAAGCAUGUCCAUGAAAUCUCCCAUCUUAAAGACUGAGUCAAUUUCAUUCCGCAAUUUUUAGAAUUGUCUAAGUUUUCCUACUGUCCCAUUUGAUUGCUGUUCAGUGUUCUUCUAAAUGCAGGAUGUAUUUUAGACUAGAUGACUUCAGAUGAAAGCAGGAUAGUCUUGUCAAAGCUUGCAUCAAGGGAACAUUAAUAUUUAUGGUCAAAGCUCAUACAUGAAGAAUGGACAUUUCGAUAAGGUGCUAUAAAAUAAUCAGUGCCCAGAAAAUAAGCAUAAAAUAAGGCUGCUUUCAAAAAAGAAAGAAAGAGUAAGGAAAAAUUUUCUUAUGUCAGGUAUGUUCAGAAUUAAAUUACAGUUCACUUCUCCAGAUCAGAGAUAUUUAGUUUUGGCACAUACUAAAAAGUAUUCUAACACAUAUAUGCAUUUCGAAUACAUGUAUACAUUUUGAAUACUGUGCAUGAAAAUAGGAACAAGAGUUCCUAUUCAGCCCUUCAAGUGAUUUUCUCACUCAAGUAGAUCAUAAAGGAUCUGUAUCACAAUUUUAUUUAACUACUUUAAUUGCAUGAUCUCUUAAUACAAUAUCCAUUUUCAGCUUCCUUACUCUUGCUGAGGAUUAGAUGCAAAACUGCAGUAGUCAUUUCUACUAUGAGUAACAUUUUUGCAAUUAGGUUUUACUGCUAACAAUGGAAUGAUAGUAAAGUCCCAAACUUACACAGUCCAAAGCUAGAAAUCCACUUCUUCAGAAGAGUACAAAAACAGAAGUUCCCAUUCUGAGGAAGGGUCACCGGACCCGAAACGUUAACUCUGAUUUUUUUCAUCACAGAUGCUGCCAGACCUGCUGAGCUUUUCCAGCAACUUCUGCUUUUGCUCCUGAUUUACAGCAUCCACAGUUCUUUCGGUUUUUCGUCAGAAGAGUACCCUGGAGAUGUAAACAUCUUGUUGGUGACUGCCUGUUAAUGUCUGUCUGCCUGAGAGUUACUAUCCUCUCGCUAGGAUCAUCUGCCACUUCCAUCAUGCCUGACUUUGUAUACGUAGAGAGACAUGAGACAAAGUUGAUGAUACCAUCAUCUAGAUUAAGUGAUGACCUGAUGUGAGGUAUAGAGUAUUCCCAUUGUUGUGCAAUACCAGCUGCUUGGAGGAAUAAGUGAGUGCUGAAGAUAUUCUGGAAAAUAAAUGACCCUUGACCGCAUUUAAAACUAAAGUGUGAGGCUUUCAGUGACUCAGAGAUGCUAACACUGUCACAGAAGUUUUGCAUUUACCUUUUGAUGUCAUUACCUAAUAAAGAUCGAUGACUCUCAGUUUUGACAGUUUCAAUUGGUCUGGCCACAAUUGGUCUGGAAUUCUUGAGUGGGGAAUUCCACAUUUCCUCUACUGUAUAUCAUAUAAUACUUCUGGCCUGUAUUAAUCUGAUGAAUCUGUGCAGCAUCUCUUCCAAGGCAAGGUGGAUUACACUGCAAUAUUUAGUGCUAAAUGUACUCCAGAUGCAGUCGAAACAAGCUGUGUAAAUUCUGUUCUACUGUAACAGUCCUAAGUACUAUUCGUGGGCCUUACACUGGAGAUAUAGAUGUUUGAUGAGAAAUAUUAAUAAGCCUCAUGAAAUGUAGGAAACUAUUAUCUCAAUGUUCCCCAGAUCUCAAAACAACAAGUUGAUUGCUGGUUAUGGGCUCCUUUGCAAUCUGAACCUGCAGCGUUCCACAGGGAGUUUAUUUAGUCGCUUUCUUUGCUGCAAUCAUGAGAAGGAGAAGCACACCAUCUUCCCUAUUGAUGCUGCAAUAUGAUUCUAUUUGCCAGUGAUCAGGAGAAUAGGCCUCAAUUAAAUAGAAAUAUUCUGAACUCACUCCCUGUCCAACUUAUUGCCCUAUGAAAGUUGCAAUCCAGUUGACCUCACUUAGAUAGUUGCCAUGACCUUCAAUAUUUCAUUCAAUGCUCAUAUAUUGAGUUGACUGCCAUGCCUGGAUCUUUCGUGAUGUGGCAAAGUUUUCCAGAUGCUUAAGCAGUUGUUAUGCCCCGCAAUAAUUUAUAUCAAAACCAAUCAUUCUCCUUUGUUUGAAAGGAAAAUUCCAAGUUCAUUUACAGGCACACCUCAUGACCAAAGUAAUGGCCACGUUACUUCUGUUGUCAUUAGUAGAUGAAGGAUGACACAGAUCCAAAAAUCACACCUUUGUGGGAGCCGUCUCUAACGUGUGGGGCUUGGUGUAAAGCUAUGUUUACAUUCAAGGAUGUAAACUUGAUGCAGCAUAACCUGCUGAGAAUUUUCAGCUUUUUUUUGUUGUUAUUUCAGAUUUUCCAGUGUCAACAGUAUUUUGCCUUUGUAUUGUGCGGUGGGUAAAUGCUCCUUGUAAUGGUAUUCAACCAAAUAAACUAAAACAUACCUGCCCAAGGACAGCCUUUGAGUAUUGUUUACUUGAGUAUCCAGGGCUAGCAAAUUAUUAGUCAAUAAAAAAAGCUCCAUUCUGCAGUAUUUUGCAGUAAUUGUUGUUAUAAAUAAUGCUUGUUUGGACGUCUGUGAGAUGAUUUCAUCUCAUCAGUCAAUCUGGCUUGAUAAAUGAAUUCACAGAGAUUAUAUCUGGCUGCUAGUUCUGGAGAAAUGAUAAAUAAAUUGAACAUGCUUUCCCCAGAAAUGUUUAACAUCCACAUAUUUUGGAUUGUGAAUUAUGGUGAAUAUAUGAUCCUGCUCAACUGCAUCAACUUCCACUGUUGCACAGUUUUUCAACAAUCACCAUUUAAUCAAUGCAUCAUCACUGAAUUGCUAGUGGCUUCUAUAUCUCCAGUUAGUUGUAUAUGUAGAUGAUUUGGAGAAGAAUCUGAUUCAGUAAAAUUAAUCUGAGAACUUCCAGCUCAAUAAUAGGCUCUGUAAGUAUAAUGUAACUCCUCUCCUGCCUCCAAUAAUCUGGAACAAUUAGUCAGUACUUCCAUCUAAGUACUUUUACAAGUGGAGUAAUCUGUUUGUGCUGUCU
Molecule: messenger RNA, 8041 nt
Organism: Rhincodon typus (whale shark)
Lineage: Eukaryota; Metazoa; Chordata; Chondrichthyes; Orectolobiformes; Rhincodontidae
Gene: eva1c
Product: eva-1 homolog C (C. elegans)
Exons: 9
Coding region: 1291-2592 (433 amino acids)
Molecular function (GO): carbohydrate binding
Source: RefSeq, a predicted model, not a curated record